UUUUAACAGUGAGAUCAUCACAGUCUCCCUUAAACUCUUUAAAGUUUUAUUCAUUUUUAACUGACCACUGCAAGUUGGUAAUAAUCCAGCUUUCAGCUCCUCGAGCAGGUUUUUUCUUUUUAUUUGUCGGGCAUCCAGAUUUCCUGGAGCUCCUGUUGGAAACACUUCAUGGAAACUUGCAGCUGGUUUCUGCCUCACAUCUGCCGGUCAUGUCAUUUUAAUUUCCAACUAGUUUCGGUCCAGUUUCCUCUCAACAGGCCACCAAACUGAAACGCAUCGACUACAAACUGAAGAGGCAGGACAGCACCAAAACACUGCUAAUCAAGAGUGAACAGUUGCUGAGGAUUGAGGAGCACGACUUCGCUCUGAGACCAGGCUUUGGAGGCGCCGCCAUCCCUGUUGGCAUCGACGUGCAGGUGGAGAGCAUCGACAGCAUCUCAGAGGUCAACAUGGACUUCACCAUGACUCUUUACCUGCGUCACUACUGGAAAGAUGAGCGGUUGGCGUUUCCGUCCCGAAACAACCUGAGCAGGACGUUUGACUCGAGGCUCGUGAAGAAGAUUUGGGUUCCUGACGUCUUCUUCGUCCACUCCAAGCGCUCCUUCAUCCACGACACCACCAUGGAGAACAUCAUGCUGCGGGUUUACCCCGACGGAAACAUCCUCUACAGCGUCAGGGUCACUGUGACGGCUCUCUGCUCGAUGGACUUCAGCAGCUUCCCUCUGGACACACAGAACUGCUCGCUGGAGCUGGAGAGCUAUGCGUAUAAUGAGAACGACCUGAUGCUUUACUGGAAGAAUGGGAACGACUCUCUGAGGACGGACGAGAUCGUCUUGUCUCAGUUUUUCAUUGAGCAUUUCCACGCCUCCAGCGGCCUGGCUUUCUACAGCAGCACCGGUUGGUACAACCGUCUCUUCAUUAACUUCAUCCUGCGGAGGCACAUCUUCUUCUUCAUGCUGCAGACGUACUUUCCCACCAUGCUGAUGGUCGUCCUGUCCUGGGUUUCCUUCUGGAUCGACAGGAGGGCCGUUCCUGCACGAGUCUCUUUGGGUAUAACCACAGUGCUCACCAUGUCCACCAUCAUCACAGGAGUGUCCUCCUCCAUGCCUCAGGUAUCGUAUGUGAAGGCGGUGGACAUCUACCUGUGGACCAGCUUCCUGUUCGUCUUCCUGUCUGUGAUCGAGUACGCAGCUGUGAACUACUGCACCACUCUGGAGGAGAUGAGGAAGAUGAAGAAGGGGAAGAUCCCGUCCACCUUCAACGCCAGCCAGGCGAUGGCCUUCGACGGCUGUUUCCAUGACAAUGACAUUGAGCUGACUCCGUUCUCCCGCAUUGCGCCCACUCUGACCUCUGACCCCCUCACCACGCCGGCCCAGACCCCAGAUGUCCGGCCCGCAGAGGGGACUCGCCUCCGCCGGCAGCGCUCUGUGCGGGAGAACGUGGACCUGCUGGUCAGCAACAGCUACAUGAUCGACUCGUACUCCCGGCUGGCCUUCCCGCUGUCCUACCUGCUCUUCAACACCAUCUACUGGAGCCUGUACUCCUGAUCCAGCACUGUGAGCUCCUCAUGGUGCACUUCAACAGGGUUCAGUCAGAGAGCAUUCUGGGGGAUUCCUCCACGGACACUUGAUCACAGGAGCCCCUUCAGCUCCGGCUUCAUCAUUAAUCAUCUCCUCUACAACAGAGAUAAAAGCACUCCAGUUCCUCAGAGGAGGAACUCUUAAUUGUGAAGUCUCACGCUGACGUUUGUCUCACAGGAGUGUGAUGAAUCCUGAGACUUGGAUAAUGACUCUGCUUUCUGUGCUUCAGAAGAACUUUUCAUUGUAAUGACACAUUUGUCUGUUUCCUUAGCUGCAGGGAAAUAACCUAUUAGGAUCAAACUUGUGUGAUAAUGUUCUUCUUACUUCCCCUUUUUGAUGAAUAACCAACCACCUGCUGUACGUUGGAAUUUAAUUUCUUUUCUCAUUAAAUUUUUAUCUUGUUCA
This is a messenger RNA of Acanthopagrus latus (yellowfin seabream), 1985 nucleotides long. RefSeq names its product gamma-aminobutyric acid receptor subunit rho-3. The transcript has 10 exons. Gene Ontology annotation, biological process: chemical synaptic transmission; monoatomic ion transmembrane transport; signal transduction. Gene Ontology annotation, cellular component: membrane; GABA-A receptor complex; neuron projection. Gene Ontology annotation, molecular function: GABA-A receptor activity; extracellular ligand-gated monoatomic ion channel activity; neurotransmitter receptor activity. Lineage: Eukaryota; Metazoa; Chordata; Actinopteri; Spariformes; Sparidae. Bases 450 to 1547 code for a protein of 365 amino acids. The record is from RefSeq and is a predicted model, not a curated record.